Neltuma alba is the source of this 673-nucleotide messenger RNA. RefSeq lists its product as uncharacterized. The coding region runs from base 51 to 530 and encodes 159 amino acids. The transcript has a single exon. The record is from RefSeq and is a predicted model, not a curated record. NCBI's taxonomy places the organism in Eukaryota, Viridiplantae, Streptophyta, Magnoliopsida, Fabales, Fabaceae.
UUUUUCUCAUCAGGAAAGCGAAAUGCAGAGAUCUUAAAAUAAAAUCAUCCAUGGGGAAUUGCUUGGCUCUGCAAGACAACGUCGUCCGGGUCAUGAAGGCCGAUGGCGAAAUUCUUGAAUACAAGUCACCCAUUCUAGCGCAUCAAGUUUUGAAGGAAUUUUCCGGCCAUGCGAUAUCAGAUUCCGUCCCAGUCCUCCGCCAACUUCAGCCCAACACCAAGUUGCUCGCCGGCCACUUAUACUACCUCGUACCGCCGCCCCCAAAAGCCGGUAAGAAGAAGGUAAGGUUUGCGGAGCCUGAGGUACAAGGUUCUCAAGACAGUAGCAGUGUGGUAAGAAUUAAGGUGGUCAUUAGCAAGCAAGAGCUGCAGGCUCUGCUUAAUAAGGGAGGAAUUUCAGUCAACACGGUCGACAUGUUAUCUCUACUUCCCGGCGAGCAAGCGACGGAGAAUGAAGACAAGUGUCACAAGAAAGAUGAUGGUUUCGAAGGGUGGAAGCCAGCGCUUGAAAGCAUACCUGAACUAGUUUAGCCCUGUAACAUAUAUUUUCAUGUUCUGUUCCAGUUUCUUUCUCCCGCCUCUUGAUCUCCUCUGUUUAAAAUGCUUCGAACAGGGUUACAGAUAAAUAUAUAUACACACACAGAAGGAAAAGAUUUUGAGACUUUUGCAUCUCA